AUGAAAAGAAGAAGUAAUUUAUUGCGACGUUAUUUUUCCUCGUUAUCGCCUGAGCACAGUCAAUGGAUGAUACAGAAUCAAAACGAAUUUGCAACGUCGUUAACCUCCCCUCCGAAGAUGUAUUCAUACACCUCAGCUCAAAUGUUCUCGAUGCAUCAGCAUCCACACCUCCAACAGGCUAUAUACGCUCAACAGCAACAGCAACAGCAACAACAGCAACAGCAGCAACAACAGCAACAACAACAACAGCAGCAGCAGCAACAACAACAGCAACAAGACGCAACUAUGUUAUUUCAUCAGUAUAAUCAACAACUUCAAUUACAUUCCAUACAAAAUCAACAAAAUCAACAAUUAUAUCGUCCCGAUCCACUCGUACCACAAGCUGCACCCCAAGUGCCCACACCCGUUCAACAGCAACACUUACAACAACAAAUUCAACAGCAAAUGCAGCAACAAUUGCAACAACAAAUGCCACGCUCGAGUCCAAUCAGUAUGAUACCGAUUUCGUCACCCGAGAUCUGGCACAGCGGUAGUCCCUUACCACCGCCGACUCAAGAUGCUUUUCGUCCUAUAACUCAUACUGUUUCUCGCACAAUGCUCGAUGUUCUUCCGUUUCAAGCGAUAACAAAUAACACUCCGUCAUCGCCACCAAUCAAUACCUCAUUUGAAUCGCCCAAAACAAUACGUUUAUUUCAUACGAAACCAUCGACCGAAACUCGACAACGACGUCAACGACUUCAUAGUGGUUCAAGCUGUUAUGAAUCAGACUCACCUGAUAUUUCUAGUGAUGAUGAUGACGAAUAUCGAUGGCGUUUAGCAAGUUCAAACGUUGGACAUUCACUUCCGGCCAUAUCUAAGAAAAAGCGAUCUAGUUCGAUGGGUCGAACCGAUGGCAAAUCAAGCGAACAAGAACUCAAAGACAUUUAUCAAAAGUCACAUCACAACAAUGGUGCUUUUCCCUUAAUCAACACACUUUAUCAUCAUUCAACCAGCAAAAGCUCGAGCUCUUCCAGCAGUAGCAGCCAUCGUCCAAAGCUUCUUCAAUACAUCGAUGAUAACAUUAUCGGUAGAGAUAUAGCAUUUACUGGACCAUGGGGCUUACGUCGCAUGAUCUAUUGUGAUUAUACCGCGUCUGGUCGAGCAUUAGAAUUCAUCGAGAAUUAUCUCAAAGGUCAUAUUCUACCUCUGUAUGGAAAUACACAUAGUGAAAAUAGUUUAUGUGCUUUACAAUCAACGAAAUUUCGCGAAGAAGCACGAAAUAUAAUCAAAAAAUCGGUUAAUGCUAACGAUAGUGACGUUGUCAUAUUCACAGGCUCAGGCUCGACUGGUGCUAUUCAUACUCUCGUUGAUGCUCUCGAUCUUUCAGACGAAACCGCUCGAAAGAAUGUUGUAGUACUGGUCAGUGUCUUCGAACAUCAUAGCAAUCUCUUACCAUGGAAAGAGUUAGGUGUUGAAGUCGUUCGCGUCCCUACUACGCAAAACGGUAUACUCGAUAAAGCGUUUCUAAAAGAAAAAUUACAACACUAUUCGAAACUGAAAAAACGUAUUAUUUGUUCAUUAAAUGCUGCUAGUAACAUAACUGGAAUCUUUACUGAUGUCGAUAGUAUUUCUACACUUGUUCAUUCCUAUUCGGGAGUGAUCUUUUGGGAUUACGCCACAGCUGCACCCUAUGUCAAAAUCGAUAUGAAUCCAUCUUCGACUGCUUAUAAAGACGCGAUAUUUAUCUCCACGCACAAGUUUGUCGGUGGUCCAGGUUCGCCAGGUAUCCUGGUCGCAAAACGAAAUCUCUUCAGUAUGAAACCACCGAAGACGAGCGGAGGUGGGACAGUGAACUUCGUUACUCGUACAAUGUAUGAAUACAGUAAUAAUAUCGAAACUCGUGAAGAAGGUGGCACACCAGACAUAAUCGGCUGUAUUCGAGCUGGACUUGUCUUUCAAUUGAAAGAUUCUCUCGAUAUGAAUUAUGUUCAGACACGUGAAGAAGAAUUAGUCAAACGAUUUUUCCGUCGUUUUAAAAAAACCGACACAUUGAUUAUUCUUGGCUCUCAAACAGCAGCUCGUUUGCCAAUUUUUUCAUUCACAAUUUACAUUCCGGGUGUGUGCAAAUAUCUCCAUAGCAAUUUGGUCUGUCGUCUCUUCAAUGAUUUAUUCGGUAUACAAGUUCGAUCGGGCUGUGCUUGUGCUGGACCUUAUGCGCUAGAUUUACUCAAUGUCAAUGAUGCUAAAACAGAUAUUUAUUGUAUGUUUUUAACCGAAGGAAUCUGCAGUCGAGGGAAUGAAAAAGUUGCUCGAACUCUGUUGAUGAAACCUGGUUUCACUCGUCUUAACCUACCGUAUUUCGCUAGCGAUGAUGAAGUUGAUUUUAUUCUUGAUGCUGUCGAAUUUAUUGCUAAUCACGGAUGGAAAUUUUUGCCAUUGUACACAUACGAUCCAACAACAGGUGCAUGGGAACAUCGUAGUGGUUCACAUAUGGCCCAAUCCAGUCUUGGUAAUAUCACCUAUAAAGCUGGUCGAAUGCAAUAUUAUGCGAAACGAACUGAUGCUUCAUCUAUUCGCCCCGACAAGAAUCUUCCGGACCCAAUGCGUGAAGCUAAAUCAUUGUCUUUAGAAGCUGUUCGACAUGCCAUAGAAACUGUUGAUUACACGUCCGAUCCUCCAAUCAAUAUUCCCGACAAAUACAAGAAUUUGAUUUGGUUUGCAUUGCCCAUUGACAUUGCACUGAUGAUGAUCAAACAGAAUGAAACGGGACAAGAACCGCAUUGCGAUGCUAAUACACUUCCGUUUGUACCAGAGGAGGGCAAAUCGAAGGUUUAUGCGGCAUCGAAAUCAAAACAACUAUCCAAUCUACGCGAGACUGCAGUCAAUCGAAAGAAGCAGUUGCCUACCCUUUCAUCGUCAGCGUCUCGAACGUACUGA
Molecule: messenger RNA, 2916 nt
Organism: Adineta ricciae
Lineage: Eukaryota; Metazoa; Rotifera; Eurotatoria; Adinetida; Adinetidae
Source: the annotation of a GenBank genome assembly